Messenger RNA from Solanum pennellii, 1902 nucleotides. RefSeq lists its product as uncharacterized. The transcript is spliced from 2 exons. The coding region runs from base 1 to 1902 and encodes 633 amino acids. NCBI's taxonomy places the organism in Eukaryota, Viridiplantae, Streptophyta, Magnoliopsida, Solanales, Solanaceae. The record is from RefSeq and is a predicted model, not a curated record.
AUGGUCGAAAGUUGUCUCAAAACAGGAAGGAUCGUGAGCCAGACAGCAAUCAAAGCUACCACACAGGCCAUUCAAGGUGGUUCAACAAGUUUUGGAAAUCGUAAAAGGAAAGAGGAAGUUAUUUCACUGGCAUCAGGGUCAAGGGGAGCUCAGAGAAAGUCUAAUUGCCCUUACACAUCAGUUCGGAGACAACUUAGCUAUCCUCAACAUUACUACCCUUAUGCCCCUCAAUAUCCAGUAUCUCCAUCUCCGUACACGGUCUUAAAUGCUCAGUCAUAUGUACAUCCUCCCAAUCGCCCACAUUUUCGGGCCCCAUCUCAAGGAAACUUUCGUCCACAACGGCCACCGUAUCAGGUCCCUUACAACUCUCCUCUUAUGCAGAAUUAUGCUCAAGAUAAAGCACAGAGAAAGAAAUUCACUCCAUUAGGAGAGUCGUACUCCAGCUUGUUUCAAAAGUUAAGAAAGAUAGGAGCAAUUGAGUGUAUCCCACCAUAUUGUCUGAAUCCAAAUGCUCCAGGUUUCCAAGCCAAUGAAAGAUGUGAAUACCAUUCAGGAGCCCCAGGACACAACACUGAUAAUUGUUGGACCUUGAAGGGAGAAAUAGAGAAGCUGAUCGAGCAUGGAGUUGUUGUUGUGACAGAUGAUCAAAACACUCCCAAUGUGACCAAUAACCCACUUCCAGCUGAAAACAACUUAGUGGGUAUGGUUUGUGAUGACCAAAAGUACAAACUCCUCAGCAAAAUGGGAAAGUUGUUUAGGAAGAUCGGAGAAAAAGACAAGUCAAUGAAGAGUUUAGGACCAGUUGCAUCUCUGAGUGUGGAAGGUGUCAAUCUUGACACCAAAGUCUUGUGCGUCCCGGGGGUUCCAAAGGGGAUUGAAGUUCGAGCAGCUAUGCCAAAUGGCUUGACCAAGUUGAAAGAGCCUAUUUUUGUUAAGCCCGUUCAACAACUUCCAGUAAUUGAUUCAAAGGCUGUCCCUUGGAACUAUAACAAAACCGCAGUAGUUUAUGGAAAGGAGAUUGUCGAAGAAGUUGAUGAAGCGGGGGGUUUGACACGCUCUGGAAGAUGUUAUUCUCCAGAAGAAUUAAGAAAAGGAAAGAUGACUGAAAAUAUCCAAGUACCACUAAAGAAAGCAGUUACUGAAGAAGAAAAUGUAGAAUUUCUAAAAAAGCAUAACGUUCCAGAAUACUCUGUCGUGGAACAAUUGAAGAAGACGCCUGCACAGAUUUUACUGUUGUCUCUACUUUUGUACUCAGAAGAACAUCAUUUUGCGUUGAAUAAGGUUUUGAAUGAAGCACAUGUGCCAAAAGAGACCACAGUAAAUCAGUUGGAGAAUAUGACCAAACGCGUCUUCGAGUCAAACGCCAUCACUUUCACUAAUGAUGAGUUACCCAAGAAGGGAGCUGGACACAACAAAGCUUUGCAUCUCACAGUGACAUGUGAAGGUUACUAUGUAAUGAGGGUCAUGAUAGAUGGAGGGUCAGGGGUAGACAUAUAUCCUCUUUCUACGCUGCAAAGCUUGAAAGUUAACACUGACAGAAUUCGCCCCAGUAAUGUAUUUAUGCGAGCUUAUGACGGCUCAAGGAGGGAUACCAUUGGUGAAAUCAAGUUAAACAUGACAGUUGGGCCAGUAGUCUUUAUGAUUGUGUUCCAAGUAAUGGAUAUGGAAAGAUCUGAUAAUUUUCUACUAGGGAGGCCAUGGAUCCACAUGGCUCGAGCCGUCCCAUCAACUCUACAUCAAGUUGUCAAGUUUGAAUACAACAAUCAGGGAAUCAGUGUUCAUGGGGAAGAUGAUUCACCUAUUUAUAGAGAUCCAUCCGUCCCAUACAUUGAGGCAAAGGAAGGAUGUGAUUCUGUUGUUUACAAGUCUUUUGAGGUUGUAUCAGUCGAUCGUUUUAAAUAA